Molecule: messenger RNA, 3986 nt
Organism: Hyla sarda
Lineage: Eukaryota; Metazoa; Chordata; Amphibia; Anura; Hylidae
Gene: KAT2B
Product: lysine acetyltransferase 2B
Exons: 18
Coding region: 151-2586 (811 amino acids)
Biological process (GO): chromatin remodeling; positive regulation of transcription by RNA polymerase II
Cellular component (GO): nucleus; histone acetyltransferase complex
Molecular function (GO): protein binding; histone H3 acetyltransferase activity
Source: RefSeq, a predicted model, not a curated record
GGGAGGGGGAGGCAGGGGAGGCGGUGAUGUGCUCCAGCUGCCUCCCUGCUGGGGGAUCGGCUGUAGAUCUCGUCACCUCGCCCAGGGAUCUGUGCACCGGAGGAGGGUACAGGGCAUUCUUCUCCCCGGGCAGGCUCCAGGGCUCCUGCAAUGUCCGAGGCGGCUGCAGACGGAGGCUCGGUGGUGGGCAGUGCUGCACCCCAAGGUUCUCCGGCCGCGGUGGUAGCGGCAGCAGCGGCGACUACGGUUGCAGCCGGAGGAGCAGCCCGGGGAGCGGAGAGUCCGACUGUGGGAGGUGCUGGGGCUGCACCGCUAAGGAUCGCGGCCAAGAAGGGGCAGCACCGCUCAGCUCCCCGGGUCAAGAAACUGGAGAAACUCGGAGUGUACUCCGCCUGUAAGGCUGAUGAAACCUGUAAAUGCAAUGGAUGGAAGAACCCUAAUCCUCCUCCCACCCCACCCAGAAUGGAUUUUCAGCAGACAGUUGUGAGUCUUACUGAGCCAUGUCGUAGUUGUUCUCACACACUUGCAUCACAUGUUUCCCAUUUGGAGAUUGUAUCAGAAGAAGAAAUUAAUAGACUUCUGGGGAUUGCGCUAGAUGUGGAAUACUUGUUCACUUGUGUACACAAAGAAGAAGAUGCUGAUACCAAACAAGUCUAUUUUUAUCUAUUUAAGCUUUUAAGGAAAUGCAUUCUGCAAAUGGGGAAGCCCGUAGUGGAAGGAUCUCUGGAAAGUCCACCAUUCGAAAAGCCCAGUAUUGAACAGGGUGUAAAUAAUUUUGUACAAUAUAAAUUUAGUCAUUUACCAGCAAAAGAACGGCAGACUAUUAUAGAGUUGGCUAAAAUGUUUCUAAAUCGUAUCAACUACUGGCACCUAGAAACACCUUCACAACAGAGGCAGAGAUCCCCAGCUGAAGACAUUGCUGCCUACAAAGUCAAUUACACAAGGUGGCUCUGUUACUGCAACGUCCCCCAAUUUUGCGACAGCUUGCACCGAUACGAAACCACUCAGGUGUUUGGACGUACAUUGCUGCGUUCAGUGUUCACGGUCAUGAGACGGCAGCUGCUGGAACAGGCCAGGCAGGAGAAAGAUAAACUUCCCCAGGAGAAGAGAACAUUAAUUUUGACCCAUUUUCCAAAAUUCUUGUCUAUGUUGGAAGAAGAGAUUUACAGUCAUGAUUCACCUAUAUGGGACGAAGAUUUUUUAUCUACAUCCUCUCGAGCAAAUGAGCUUGGAAUUCAAGCAGUGAUUAUAAAUCCACCAGUUGCCAGGACAGUUACUUAUGUGACCAGCCCAUCAUCACUUGACCAGUCAAACAGUGGGAGUUUAAGUCCAUCCAGUAAGCCAGCACUUGACUCAAAUUCAGGUGAUAAAAGGAAAAGCAGCGAACCAUAUUCUGGGGAAGAAGCCAAGAAACCAAGAGUUGUAGGAGACAUUCCUAUUGAAUUAAUCAAUGAGGUCAUGUCAACAAUUACAGAUCCUGCUGCCAUGCUGGGCCCAGAGACAAGCUUCUUAUCUGCUAUUUCUGCCAGAGAUGAAGCGGCCAGGCUGGAGGAGCGCAGGGGAGUAAUUGAGUUUCAUGUGGUUGGGAACUCUCUAAACCAGAAACCCAACAAGAAGAUCAUGAUCUGGCUCAUUGGCUUACAGAAUGUCUUCUCACAUCAACUACCUAGGAUGCCUAAAGAGUAUAUCACUCGCCUUGUCUUUGAUCCAAAACACAAAACCCUUGCUUUAAUCAAAGAUGGCCGUGUGAUUGGAGGAAUCUGCUUUCGAAUGUUUCCAAGUCAAGGAUUCACAGAAAUAGUUUUUUGUGCAGUGACAUCAAAUGAACAAGUAAAGGGCUAUGGGACUCAUUUAAUGAAUCAUUUGAAGGAGUACCAUAUCAAGCAUAAUGUGCUCAACUUUCUUACCUAUGCUGAUGAAUAUGCAAUAGGCUAUUUCAAGAAACAGGGCUUUUCUAAAGAUAUUAAAGUACCUAAAGCAAGGUAUGUUGGAUACAUCAAGGACUAUGAAGGAGCCACUUUAAUGGGAUGUGAGUUAAAUCCCAGGAUCCCAUACACUGAAUUCUCUGUUAUUAUUAAGAAACAGAAAGAGAUCAUCAAAAAAAUGAUUGAAAGGAAACAAGCACAGAUAAGGAAAGUGUAUCCCGGCUUGUCUUGCUUCAAAGAAGGAGUGCGGCAAAUACCUAUUGAAAGCAUCCCUGGAAUCCGGGAGACGGGCUGGAAGCCAAGCGUAAAAGACAGAAGUAAAGAGCCAAAAGAUGCAGAACAGCUGUACAACACACUGAAGAAUAUUCUGCAGCAGGUGAAGAGUCACCAAAGUGCAUGGCCUUUCAUGGAGCCAGUGAAAAGAACAGAAGCACCAGGAUACUAUGAAGUUAUAAGAUUUCCCAUGGAUCUUAAAACCAUGAGUGAACGUGUGAAGAACCGAUAUUAUGUAACAAAGAAGCUUUUCAUGGCAGAUCUACAGAGAAUCUUCACAAACUGCAGGGAGUACAAUCCACCAGAGAGUGAAUAUUUUAAAUGUGCAAACAUCCUGGAGAAAUUCUUCUAUACUAAAAUUAAAGAAGCGGGGCUGAUUGAGAAAUGAAUAGUGACUACGAUUUUAUAUUAAAAUGUCCCACCAGGCAUACUCUUCUGCCCGAUCCGACAUCAACCAUGGAAAAAGGCAGUUGCAAUAGUGUGUUGCUCAGUAGAUGUCAUGCACGGUUUCCUUUUCUAAUUAAUCCUUAACCCCUUAAGGACAUAGGACAUAAAUGUAUAUCCUGGUGCGCUGGUAUUUAAUGCACCAGGACGUUCAUUUACAUCCUGUACAUGACGCGAGCACCAAACUGGUGCUCGCAUAAAUGAAUAGCAGGCUAUCAGCAGCCAGCGACCCGCCGGUAAUGGCGGACAUCAGCAAUGCCGCACUUUAAAUGGCUGAUCUGAUCGCCCACGGCAUGGCCCGGGAUGAGAUCAUCCAAGUUGGCGGAUGGAGGCAGGUGAGAGGACCUCCGUCCGCCAUCUUGGCUGAUCUGACCCCGGGGCUGUGCCAUCAUCUUCUUCUCAGGUCUGACAUCAAGCAGAACAGAGAAGCAGAUCGCUGCUAAUACUGAUCAGUGCUAUGCCUAUGCAUAGCACUGUUCAGUAUAUGCAAUCUAAUGAUUACUUUAAAAAGUUCCCUAUGGGGACAUAAAAAGUGUAAAAAAAAAAAAAAGUUAACUUUUUUUUUUAAAGCCCCUCCCCCAAUAAAAAUGUAAAUUGCCCCUUUUCCCACUUUACCCCCAAAAAGCGUAAAAAAGAAAUGAAGAAACAUAUUUUGUAUUGCCUCAUGCACAAAUAUCCGAACUAUCAAUAUAUAAUAAUGAUACCGUACGUUGAAUGUCGUGAACAUAAAAACUAAAAAAAAGUCCUAAAUUGCUGUGUUUUGGUCACAUCACAUUCCAAAAAAUAUAUAUAAAAUGCGAUCAAAUACUCAGAUCUAUGCAAAAGUGGUACAAAAAAAAAUAAUAAACCUAAAGAUUACGACUCAAAAAAUUAGCCCUCAUACAGACCCGUAUACGGAAAAAUGAGAAACUUAUAGGUGGUUAAAAUAGGGCAAAUUUAAGUUUUUUUUAAAAGCAGUACAAUAAUAGGAAAAGGAUAUAAUCAUAUCAUUUUAUUUGUAUUUACCCACAGAAUAAUAAAACAUGUCAUUUUUACCAUAAAGUGUACAGACCAAAGACAAAACCUUCCAAAAUUUGCUAAAUUUCAGUUUUCUUUUCAAUUUCCUUAUGCAAAUAAUCAUUUUUGGGUUUGUUGUACAUUUUAUGGUAGAGUGAUGUCCUUACAAAGUACAAUUGGGAAUGAAAAAAACAAGCCCUAACAUUGGUCUGCAGAUGGAAAUAUAAAAGAGUUAUGAUUUUUAGAAGGCGAGGAGGAAAAAACGAAAACGCAAUAAUAAAAUUGGCUGUCCUUAAAGGGGUGCUCCGGUGAAAACCUUUUUUCUUUUAAAUCAACUGGUGGCAGAAA